This is a messenger RNA of Gadus morhua (Atlantic cod), 7540 nucleotides long. It is a transcript of the gene dennd4b, whose product is annotated as DENN/MADD domain containing 4B. The coding region runs from base 623 to 5185 and encodes 1520 amino acids. Gene Ontology annotation, molecular function: protein binding. Lineage: Eukaryota; Metazoa; Chordata; Actinopteri; Gadiformes; Gadidae. The transcript has 29 exons. Gene Ontology annotation, biological process: regulation of Rab protein signal transduction. The record is from RefSeq and is a predicted model, not a curated record. Gene Ontology annotation, cellular component: cytoplasmic vesicle.
GCAGCGACCUAAAAAUGGACGCUAACCACCGGAUCGGUUUUAUUUGCAAGUGUUCCGCUAAUCCAUCGCAGCGUUUUAAAUGUGCUCUCUAAUGAUAAGAGACGUGGUGUGCUGUAUCAACUCACCAGUCGUCACCGCUGAAGACAACGCCUCCCCUCCGCGCCCAAUUUGUACCGCCUCGGCGCAGAAUCGACCGCCUUGCUGCCAACGCGCAGACUCCCUACUGCCAGCGCGUAGCAUCCCUACCGCCAGGCGCACACACGACCUUCCUACCGCUAGGCGCACACCAGGCGCAGACAGGACCUCCCCACCUCCAGCGCGCAACCUCCCUACCGCUAGGCGCAGACCAGGCGCAGACAAGACCCCUCUGCAAGCCAGGGGAACACCAGGCGCACACAGGACCGACCUACCAGUAGGCGCACACCAGGCGCUGACAGGACCUAUCUACCGCUAGACGCAGACACGACCUCCCCCGCUGCCGCUAGCGCACAACCAGGCAACACUCGCAACAUGGACGGUAUGCCGCACGCCCGCACGACCCCGACAUGAUACCCGGACAUCUCGACUGGAACCACGAGCACACAGAACCAGGGGCGGUGAGGGGGGAGAUCCGGGGGGCGUCAUGGCGGAGGAGAAGUGUCCCCAGUUGGUCGACUACUUUGUGGUGGCGGGUCUGGACCCGGCGGGCUCCUGGAGGCCCCUGGACGAGGAGGGCCGCGCCUCCUCCUCCGGGGCGGGGGGCCGGGCGGUGGACCCCGUGACGGACCUGGCGGUGAUCGCCCGCGGCCUGGGGGAGGAGGUGCCCGAGGGGUUCACCUGCAUCGAGCGGACCCCCGGGGGUCACCCCGCAGAGCUCAGCUCCGGGCUCCUCAACAACCCCCACCUGUACCUGUGCUACCGGAGGGGCCACGCCAAGCCCCCCAUCCUGGACCUGGGGGUGCUGUACGAGGGGAAGGAGGUGCUGAAGCAGGGCUGGUACGUGGUGGAGACCACCCCCUACAGCCGCUCGGCCUCGCUGAGCAGCGGGGGGGGCCCGGCGGCCCACCGGGUGUUCCUGACGUACCGGCGGGCGCUGGACUCCCAGGGCCUGCACACGCUGGGGGUCACCGACGUGUCGCUGCUGCUGCCCAGCCGAGGGGAGACGGCCCCCCACGCCUUCUGCAGGGUGGACAAGAACCUCAACACCGGCAUGUUCGGACCGGCCAUGUACCUGUGCUACAAGAGAGCCGUGGCUAAAGCUAAUGCUCUGGUGUAUGAAGCAGGUCUGAUCAGCCGCUACCCGGAGGAGGACCUGGAGUCGUUCCCGCUGCCCGAGUCGGUGCCGGUGUUCUGUCUGCCGAUGGGCGGGACCAUCGAGAGCUGGCCAAUCAACACCAAGUACCAGCUGCCCGUGUUCUCCACCUUCGUCCUGACGUCAGCGUCAGGGGACAAGGUGUACGGCGCGGCCAUCCAGUUCUACGAGGCGUUCCCGCGGGCCGUGCUGUCGGAGGCCCAGUGCCUCGCCCUGGGGCUGCUGAGCGUGGUGGACCGCCGGCCUAUCACCAACCGCAGCCUGCACGUCAAGAAGAGCGUGUGCGUGCUCUCCCACUGGCCCUUCUUCAGCGUCUUCCAGAAGUUCCUCACCUUCAUCUACCGCUACUCCAUCUCCGGGCCCCACGUGCUGCCGCUGGAGAAACAUAUAUCCAGCUUCAUGCACAACGUUCCGUUUCCGUCGCCACAGCGACCGCGCAUCUUGGUUCAGCUCUCUCCGUAUGAUAACCUCCUGCUGUGUCAGCCUGUCUCCACCCCCCUCCCCCUCAGCGGGGCCAGCUUCCUGAAGCUGCUCCAGAACCUGGGCCCGGAGAACGCCUGCAUCCUGCUGCUGGCCGCGCUCACCGAGCACAAGCUGCUGCUGCACUCGCUGCGGCCCGACGUGCUGACAUCCGUCAGCGAGGCGCUGGUCUCCAUGACCUUCCCGCUGCGCUGGCCGUGCCCCUACAUCCCGCUGUGUCCGCUCCAGAUGGCCGACGUGCUGCUGGCGCCCAUGCCCUUCAUCGUGGGCGUCCACUCCAGCUACUUCGACCAGCACGACCCGCCCCCCGACGUGGUCUGUGUGGACCUGGACACCAACACCAUCUUCCAAACGGAGGACAAGAAACCGUUGUCGUGGCGAUCCUUUCCCAGGAAGCCCGGCAAGAUUCUCUUCAACUCCCUGACCAACCUGCACAAGACCCUGGAACAGAUCUGCACUCCGGGCCAGGAGGAGGCGACGUUGGAGUUCCUGCUCACGGACUACGACCAGAUCUACCGGCGGCAGAAGCAGCUGGAGCUGGAGAUCCAGGAGGCCUUCCUGCACUUCAUGAGCGCCGUGCUGCGGGGGUACCGCAGCUUCCUGCUGCCCAUCACCCAGGCCCCCUCCGACAGCACCUACGACUGCAGCUCCCUCUUCAACCUGCAGGGGUUCCUGAAGUCGCGGGACCGGACCCAGCAGAAGUUCUACAUCCAGCUGACGCGGACCCAGAUGUUCACCCAUUUCAUCGAGGAGUGCUCCUUCGUCAGCGACGGCCACGUCUGCCUGGAGUUCUUCGACGAGUGCGUCCAGAAGGUGGACGUGGAGCGGCCGGAGGAGGUGCGUCUGAUCGACCUGGAUGAGUCCCACGGGGGGGAGCACACCGUGUUCAUCAUGCCCCCCGAGGAGCCCCAGCAGGCGGACGGGUCCGAGUGCCCCGCCCUCUACAGUUACGAGACCUUCCCCGUUCUGAGGACCGAGCUGUUCGACCGGCCCCAGGACCAGCUCCGCAUCCCGGCCAAUCGGAGCGCGCCCAGUAGCCCCGCCCCCAGACGGACCAAACAGGAGAUCAAGGUGGCCCAGAAGCGGGCGCAGAAGUACUCGACGGUGCCCGACAUGUGGUCCAAGUGCCUGCUGGGGCACUGCUACGGCCUGUGGUUCCUCUACCUGCCCACGUUCGUGCGGGCCGAGGGCGCCAAGGUGCGCGCGCUGCACACGGCCUACGACGUGCUGAAGCACAUGGAGAACUGCAAGGUGGUGCUGCCCGACGAGGUGUGUUACCGCAUCUUGAUGCAGCUCUGCGGUCAGUACGGACAGCCGGUCCUGGCCGUCAGAGUUCUACUGGAGAUGAAGAAGGCUGGAGUCACCCCCAACACCAUCACAUGGGCCUACUACAACAAGGCAGUGUUAGAGAGCAAGUGGCCCUCCACCAAUCAGGGCGGACGUCUGCGCUGGGCGAAGCUGCGCAACGUCCUAUUGGCCGUGGCCCAGUUCAGGCAGCCAAUCAAACGACAGCAGAAGAGCAACUCACUUGGCUCAGAAGCAGACGUCACAAUGGACUCCCUCCAAAGGCCACGCCCACCGUACAGCCUGAUUCGCCAGAACAGCUGGAGUGGUUUGAGUGACAGCUCCAGCCACGAGUCCCUGACCGGCCCUCUGGUGAAGAGCAACAGUCUUAACGGCAUGAAGGCCGCGGCAGAGAAGUCCGGCCCCUGCCGGCUGUCGGGGCCCCCGGGGACGGGGACCAACGGCGUCAGCGACCCCAGCUCCAGGAAGCCUCCGCGGGGCGAGGCCUCGUCCGCGGGCCCCUCUCCGUCGCUGCUGCUGCCCCCUGCUGGCGUGUUGGUGCAGCGCAGCCAGGUGUGUCUGUCCACCUUCUACAAGGACAGCUCGGAGACGGAGCCCGCCGACGCGGCCGACGGCAGCUGGCCGAGCGCCGAGAGGGACGGCAGGUCGGGGGCGUCCCGGGGGCCCAGCGGAGGGCGGGCGCGGAACCUGGACGAGAACUCCAACAACGUGGCGUCGCCCACCCGGGGGGGGCUGGCGGGCAAGCUGCAGCAGCUGCUGACCCCCACGCGGCACCGCUCCUCGGUGCGGCGCGCGGCCAGCGUGGACGACCGGCGGGGGGGCGGCGGCGGCGGGGGGGGGGUCCGCCGGGUGUCGGAGCAGAGGCAGUCCCGCAAGGCCCAGGUGGCCGAAACCCUGCUGCGGGCCAAGGACAGGCUGGUCAACGCCACCUCAGAGAGCUCCCUGUCCGUGGGCAGUGACAUCGACCUGAGUGACACCCCGACCCCGACCUAUCCGCUGCGCCGGUCCUGGGAUGCCAAUCAAGAGGGGGUGGGGCUAGAGGUGCAGAUGUCGAGCUGCUCGCUUUGCCGCACCUGUAACUCCCUGGUGUACGACGAGGACAUCAUGGCCGGCUGGACGUCGGACGACUCCAACCUCAACUCCUCCUGCCCCUUCUGCUCCGCCUCCUUCGUCCCCUUCCUCAGCGCCGAGGUCCGGGACCCGGGCCCCCUCAGCAGCCGGGAGCGCGGCCGGCUGAACGCGGAGGAGGAUGAGGAGGAGGAGGAGGAGGAAGAGGAGGAGGCGGCGCCCCCUGGAGGCUCGGAGGACUCCCCGCAGCACUGCAACGGGGUGGGGGACGACACCGGCUCUGACACCAGCAGCUACUCCCAGAGCAGCCGCAUCACCACGGGCUCCAGUGCGUCCCAGCCCCCCCAGGUGACGGUGGCCUACCUGAGCCCUCUGGUCCUGCGUAAGGAGCUGGAGAGCCUGCUGGAGAACGAGGGCGACGGCGUGCUGGGCCAGGCCCAGCUGCUGGAGAGCCACUCCAUCCUGUUCUGGAACCUGCUGUGGUACUUCCAGCGCCUGGGGCUGCCCAGCCACCUGCUGCAGCUGGUCAGGGCCUCCGCCUGGGUGGCACCCCUGGCCCGCACGCUCUCACUGUCGGACAGCGCUGUGGUGAGGGUCCGCCUCCUCUGGGACACUCUGAGUCCAGACAUAGAACACUGGCCCCCGCUCUACAUCCUCUGGAGAAUACACAGUGGCGCCUCCAUGCGCAGCUACAGCUGGCGGCGGCACAACCACCCCUUCAGCCUGUCCUUCCUGGAGGAGGUCCUGCGCUGGGUGGGGAUGAACGAGGUCCACAAGGCCGUCACCCUCUUCCUGGACACCGUGUCCAAGCACCCCUCGCCCCGCGGCCUCCAGAGGAGUGUGUACAGAGAGAUGCUUUUCCUGACACUAGCUGCUAUGGGGAAGGAUCACGUUGCUGCGUUCGAUAAGAAGUACAAAGUGGCGUUCAACCGUCUGACCGGGACCCUGGGACGCCAGGAGCUGAACCGACGGCGAGCACAGCCCCCCAGUGCCAAGGCGGUGGACUGCAGACGGAGCUUCCAACCCACGCUCGAGUGCUGACCCCCCCCCCCCCCCCCCCCUUCAAGGAACUAGCCUGCUCCCAGAGCUGUGCUGCCUUCAUGCUUUGCCUCUCUGCUGCCCCCUAACAGAGUUAGGUGUAACUGUGCUUCGGCCCAGGUGGUCUUCCCCCCCUCUCUUUGCCCCUGGUAAGGCCCUCCCCACGGGGAUGACUCUAGAAACCCCCUCCCUUACUGAGGGACACCCGAGUGGAUCUAACCGGUUCUGGAUUCUGUCGGUUGUGAUACCAGCAGAACCGAUAAUGGAAACAGGCAAAUACAGUAAUCUAUGCAUCCAACGUGAGCGUUUUAACAGGUGACCGGAUUUGGAACCUCAAUGUCAAGGAAAUCACCGUGGAAACGGCCUGUUUUCAUGGCUUGAUGGACGUGAAAAUAAGUGGAAAUUUGUCGUUUGUAGUUUAAAUAAUACAUUACCCUGCUGUUCCUUGCUCUGUUUACAUCGUUCAUGUUUUUUCCCGACCUUUUAAAAAAGAAAGGCAACCAAAAAUGCAGUUUGCUAAUGUUCUAAUAUGCCCGCUGCUUCUCUCUGCUGUGUUGAUUUAAUAUCGUUAACACAGAAUGUUUACCUUCUACGACAGAAAACCUUUUUCUGUUGACUAAUAUUGGCAGCCAUUUUAUGAGUACAGAAAACUAUCCGCUCAAAAUGGCAGGGAAUGCAUUGGAGAGCAGCUCCGUCGAGUUUUACUAAAUGAAACAACCGUUUUCCACGAACUGAGGGCAGAGGAUAAAGAGGGACUAGUCUCAACAAAGACAAACUUAAUGUACAGGUUCUAAGGGUUGACGGCUUUUUGCUUUGAAAACCCUUGUUGCUUCAGUUCACGCUAACUUAAUCGCUUUGGAUGAAGAGAAUUUAAAUAGUUUCAUAGGGUAUUGAUGCGUUUUUACAAAAGAACAUAAGAGGAGAUCCUUAUGUUUCAACAUUGCGGUACACUUAAAAUAAUAAAAAUAAAGAAUAAAGGAGCUUGUCUAACUUUGACCAGACUUGUAUUGUGGAGGAGUCACCCCCCCCUGGUCAACUCCGUCUACCGUGUGUGUGUUCCUACCAGAGACUGCAUGUUAACCUUGGUUUGCCUCUGGUGUCUGUAAGAUACAGGGUCAGUUAGGAAAGACACACAAAUAUAUUUUCUGUUGGUACCCUUAUUUUGAAGCGUGACAGCAGCGUUCUGCUCGGCAUGUUGGUCACAUCCUGUCCUCAUUCACCACCCCUGUUCAGAGCACAAGUGCACCUGGGAGGUUAAAAUUAGCAGCCUGACAGAAAACUAAUAACUACCCAUUCCUGGUAUAGAUCUGGAGUAUGUUUUACUGUACUCUGCUGAAGCGAGGAGUAACUAACGAUGUAACUUGCUUACGUAGUAGCUACGAAAGUUACUUCUUUGAACAGUAAUAACAGAAGUAACUCUUAUUUGAGUAAUUCUUAUUUGCAUGGUUCGAAAGAGGAGUACUUGGAGUAAAGUUAUCACCAGAAAAACAAGUAAUUAUAUUGAAGAUACUCGGUUAGAGUAAUAAAUAACUACUGUGGUAACUUAAAGUCCCUAGUAACUACUGCAGUACUACUAAAGUACUACUAAGUAGCCAUACAGCGGAACAACAAAUAGUUUAUUCCACAUCAGCAGCAGACCAGAACCUCAUCACACAAGACGAGAAUCCCAGAGUCCCAUCCAUCCAACCGGUCCACAAUCUGCCUCCAAACGCUUCAAGUUUGGCGAACCUUGUUCUUAAUCCUGUCUGCCUAUCCAGCCUUUGAAACAAGCCUCUUAGCAUAUGCCACAUAGGACAAAAAGCUUGUUUUCAUAUAAUUGUGAGGACUACCUCAUUUUGCAGCCAGGUUUAAAGAAAGAUAUAAUUUCCACCCAUGUCUUGACGCGUAACUUCAGCUAUCCCCCCCUACCCCCACAGGUCACACUUUGUGUUAUUUUUUUGUGAUAUAAAAAAAAAAAAAGGACAUACCCAAAAUGAAGACUUUUAUUUUGAAGUAGAUAUUUUUGGAGAUUGAGAGUGUUUGUCGGACACAUGCCUGCGGGCCUCGUGUUGUAGAAACUGGGAGCGUAAAGCACUUGGCCGUACUGUGAAGACUGGGAAGGCUGAAAGGGCCGCUGUCUCCCCCCCCCCCCCCCCCCAGAGAAACUCGUUAAGCCUAGUUCAGUGUUUGAAACGUCACUGUAUAUUUUAAUGCACCAGACUGCAAGAGAAAAGAAGGGAAUGUUUCCCCGGGUCACAGGUAGUGGAAAGCAGAAAUGUGUAUUUAAAAAGGUUAUUGUGUUUGCUGUUGUAAUUUAUAUCUGCCUGUGAUUUCAGUUGUAAUUGUUUUGUUUUUUUAUAAAACUAUACAAACAACUCA